AUGAAUCGAGGCGGCGGAGGUGGUGGGCGCAAGGUCCUUCUCCCACCCAUCAACUUUAUCUUCAAGCUCCUGCAGCAGCACUCUACUGUCCAGAUCUGGCUAUACGAGCAGUUGGCGAUCCGAAUCGAGGGCAAGAUUAGGGGGUUUGACGAAUUUAUGAACCUGGUCAUUGACGAUGCUGUGGAGGUCAAGCAAGCAACGAAGACGACUGAGGAGAGCAGGAGACAAUUGGGCCAAAUACUGUUGAAGGGGGACAAUGUUUCGUUAAUUCAGAGUCUGAAUGGAUAG
This is a messenger RNA of Lachnellula hyalina, 288 nucleotides long. RefSeq names its product Small nuclear ribonucleoprotein E (gene sme1). The transcript has 3 exons. The record is from RefSeq and is a predicted model, not a curated record. Lineage: Eukaryota; Fungi; Ascomycota; Leotiomycetes; Helotiales; Lachnaceae. Gene Ontology annotation, biological process: spliceosomal snRNP assembly; mRNA splicing, via spliceosome. Gene Ontology annotation, cellular component: U4/U6 x U5 tri-snRNP complex; precatalytic spliceosome; U2 snRNP. Bases 1 to 288 code for a protein of 95 amino acids. Gene Ontology annotation, molecular function: RNA binding.